ACAACGACUACUACUACUACAGGUAUAGUUUGAACUUUCUAGAAUCAGUUGUAGUGGGAAUUUUGGAGACAAAAAUCUGCAUUUAACUUAUGUCUUUUGAACAGAUAUCACUUUGUCAAUAUAAUAUGAAUGAAAGCAUUGGCAAAAAAUAUGCUGAAUUUCGAAAAAUAAGUAGACCAGUUGCUUUUCGUAUGUUAAAAAUGCUGAGAUAGUUUUGUCGCAUGAAGGUAUGCUAGUGUCGUUGGAAGGAAAUGAGCGUGAGACAAAUGUCGAAAGAUCUUUCCAACAAGGUAUUUAAUAGAUAAUCUCUUUUUUCCUUUCCACAAUUCAAGUGUGUACAUCAGUUUGUCACAUAAUUGUUUUAUUGAUGUUUGUUUACUAGAAUAAAGAUAACGAAGUUAAUAUUUUUCUUUGUUAUUCUAGAGGCUCCAGUGUCGACGUUGUCGCCGAGGACCCGUAAGGCUGCCACUACAUCGGCUGUUGCUCGAACAACAGCGGCUUUGGUUGCUACAUCUUCUGGUAUUGGAAAGAAACAGACUGGGACGCGGGCAGGGGAUACCACGACGCAAAGAAUGGUGUUAGCGGAAGUGAGAGGUAACGGGGCUAAUGGGGUGUUGAGUGGUAGCAAAGCGGUCAGUUCUACAGUUGUGCAGGCUAAAGGAGGGGUAGAUGCUAAGUCGGGUACGAUUAGUACGAAAGCGCCAACGACUGCAGUGACUGGAACAAUUAAGUCAUUGCAUUUGUUUACAACGACAAGAUCGGAUAAAACAGUUUCUGGUGGGAAGCAAUCCAGAAACCAUUUGAAGACAACAACUUCAUCUCAAUCCGAAAAGCCUUUGGCACAGGAACAAGUUCUGUCAUCCUCUAUUAAAGCUAAUAAGCAAAAGACAUCUAGAGCUUCACAGAAAGGGAUUUCAUCAUCGUCGAGUAAAGGAAGUCAAAAAGCCGCUCCCUUAUCGGAUGUGACACACAAAACAGAAAGUGUUACGAAAUUACAAUCAGUUCUUCCUGAUUCUUUUCAUGGAAAAGCAACAAUAAGCGAUAUUAAUGAAAUGGACGAAACAUUUGUCGGGAGUAGUAGCGAAUGUGACGAUGAACAAGCGGAGGAAGAAAUUGACAUUGAAUCAGUUAGUGCAGUAUUGGAAUUCUUACAUAGUUUAGAUGAUGUGAGCAAAUCAUCCUCUCAAACAGAUAAUAGUGACGACUGUCAAACAAUCGAUGUCUCUGUUAAAUAUGUUUAUCAAUAUGAUAUACAAAACCAGAUGAUGAAUUCAUCAAUGAAAGAUUCACAGAGUGAUGUUAUUCAAAACAUCCAACGAUUUAUUGUACAAGAAUUUGCAGAAGAAUGUUAUAGACGCAAUAUUGUUCAAUACCUGCUGGAUGAUGUACGUCUGCUAGGUUUGCAAGAUGCAUCAAAAUUCUAUCAACAUCGUGCAACAGUUCGAAUUUAUGUAUCAAUUAAUUGUCCCAAGAGAUUAAUUCCACUAAUACAGCGAAUAUUUGAAGCCGUUUUACAAAAGUUAGAACAGCGUUAUUUCUCAUCAAAAUCAAAUAAUAUAAAAGAUGAUCGCAGUGAUGUGACAUUAAUAGCGAUACAAUAA
Molecule: messenger RNA, 1601 nt
Organism: Didymodactylos carnosus
Lineage: Eukaryota; Metazoa; Rotifera; Eurotatoria; Philodinida; Philodinidae
Source: the annotation of a GenBank genome assembly